AUGGAGAAGAAUUCUUCACCUCAUAUGACGAGACAGUCUGGAACUGGAAACACUGCAACAUUCUGCUCUGGAAUUCUGCAGCAGCUAGAUUGUAGCUUGGUUGAGUGCCAAGCUUUGGUUCUUCCACCCACUCUUGAACUUGCCCAGCAAAGUGUGAAGGUUCAUGCUUGUGUUGGAGGGACUAGUGUGCGCGAAGAUCAGCGCAUUCUCUCCAGUGGGGUUCAUGUUGUUGUUGGUACUCCUGGUCGCGUGUUUGACAUGUUGCGGAGACAAUCACUUCGCCCUGUUUACAUCAAAAUGUUUGUCUUGGAUGAAGCUGAUGAAAUGCUGUCACGAGGUUUUUAA
This is a messenger RNA of Camellia sinensis, 345 nucleotides long. The record is from RefSeq and is a predicted model, not a curated record. Lineage: Eukaryota; Viridiplantae; Streptophyta; Magnoliopsida; Ericales; Theaceae.